AUGGAGCAAAUGGAGAGGCGUUUCCAACGCAUGCUAGAACCCAUUCAAGAUGAGUUGCUGCAACUCCGAGCGUCUGGAACACCAAAAACCUCUAAGUCCUUGCGAAGGCGAAGGGGCGUGGAGGAGUCGUCCGAUGGUUCCAAUAAUGAUGAUGAUGAUGAGGAACCUCGAAUUCGACCAAGGCAAAGGAACCAGACUGGACCUACCGAUGUAUUCAAGGGAAUCAAGAUGCAAAUCCCUGAGUUCAAAGGACGGUCCGAUCCCGAGACCUUUCUCGAAUGGUUAUCCAAGAUCGAAAUGGUCUUUUCUUGCCAAAACUACACCGAGGUGCAAAAGGUGCAAUUGGCCACCAUGGAAUUCACUGAGUACGCUGUGGUUUGGUGGGACCAAAUCAAGAAGUCUAGAAGGAGAAAUGGGCUACCUGAGCUUAUUCCAUGGCCCGAGCUUCGAGCCAUGAUGCGCACCCGCUUUGUACCUGGACAUUACACUAGGGAUUUAUACCACCGGUUACAAACCUUAGUCCAGGGCAACCGGAGUGUGGAUGAGUACCACAAGGAGAUGGAGAUCCUAAUGCUUAGAGCGGAUGUACAGGAGGAUCCUGAAGCCACCAUGGCGAGAUUCUUGAGCGGGUUACGACCCGAUAUUGCUGAACGAGUGGAACUUCAACAUUAUAUGGAGUUACAUGAGCUUGUAGACAAGGCUAUUAAGGUCGAGCAAAGGUUCAAGCGGAGGGGUACCACUCGAUCGAAUUUCGGCAAUACCACCUACUCUACCAACCGCCCAUUCCAACCAAGGAAUGAUUCUCGGCCUUCACCAAAUGCUCCUACACCAAAGCCGAGAUUCGAGGGAGGUAAGGUGGGCAACCCUAGUAUUAGUAAGCCGCCCUCUUCUACUCCAAAAUUUGAGGAGUCUAGGGUACAAACUAGAGCUCGUGAUACUCGAUGCUUCAAAUGCCAAGGUAGAGGCCAUAUUGCUAGUCAAUGUCCCAAUCAAAGGACUAUGAUUAUGAUGCAAAAUGGUGAGAUCGUGAGUGAGGACGAAGCCGAGUACGAAGGCAUACUACCUCUUGACGGAGGUAGUGAUGGGGAAUCACCAAAUGAAGAGGAGUUUAAUGCACCCGAGGGUCAUUUUGGGACUGCAUUGGUUGCAAGGAGAGCAUUAACUGCACGUGUUAAGGAGGACGAGCUUCAACGGGAGAACAUCUUCUACACCAGGUGCUUCGUCAACCAAGCACUUUGUAGUGUGAUUAUUGAUAGUGGGAGCUGCACAAAUGUAGCUAGUUCACUCAUGGUGGACAACUUGAAGUUGCCUACAAGGGAUCACCCGCGACCCUACAAACUCCAAUGGCUCAACAACUCUGGGGAGGUUCGAGUAACCAAGCAGGUUCUUAUAUCCUUCCAAAUCCAUAAAUAUUCUGAUGAAGUAUUAUGUGAUGUAGUUCCUAUGCAGGCUAGUCACAUUAUACUAGGUAGGCCUUGGCAGUUUGACAGACAGGUGAUUUUUGAUGGUGUGACUAAUAAGUAUAGUUUCUUGUACAACAGUAAGAAAGUCACACUAGCUCCCCUUUCCCCCAAACAAGUGCAUGAGGACCAAUUGAAAUUGCAACAAGAGUUUGAGAAGUAUAGUGCAAAAAGAAAAGAAAAUGAGAGAGCCGAGGCAAAAAAAGAGAGAAAAAAGGCUAUAGAUAGCUCGGCAAGUGAGGUAAAAAUUGAGGGAAAACAAAUGCUUCUGAUCAAAGCCAAGAAAGUGAGGAAGUUAAUGAGAGAUGAGCAGCCACUUCUUAUGCUUGUUAGCAAAGAAGUAGCUCUGAAUGUGCAUGAACUUGAUACUAACAUACCUCUUGAGGUUAAGUCUCUGUUGCAGGAAUAUGCUGAUAUCUUCCCCGAGGACGUGCCAAGUGGAUUACCACCGCUUAGAGGCAUUGAGCACCAAAUAGACUUCGUCCCUGGAGCUUCGUUGCCAAAUCGGCCAGCUUACAAGAGCAACCCGGAGGAAACUAAGGAGUUACAAAGGCAAGUGGACGACUUGCUUGGCAAAGGAUGGGCACGUGAGAGCUUAAGCCCGUGCGCUGUCCCAGUCAUUUUGGUGCCCAAGAAAGAUGGUACGUGGAGAAUGUGCACUGAUUGUAGGGCCGUAAAUGCCAUCACGGUAAAGUAUCGCCACCCUAUACCUCGCUUAGAUGACAUGCUUGAUGAGUUACAUGGGGCUGUGUUCUUUACCAAAAUUGAUCUCAAAAGUGGGUACCAUCAAAUUAGGAUUAAGGAGGGGGAUGAAUGGAAAACUGCCUUUAAAACUAAGUAUGGAUUGUAUGAGUGGUUAGUGAUGCCUUUUGGGCUCACUAAUGCACCUAGCACCUUCAUGAGGUUAAUGAACCAUGUUCUGCGUCCAUUCUUAGGAAAAUUCGUGGUAGUUUACUUUGAUGAUAUCCUAAUUUAUAGCAAAUCUUAUAAUGAACACCUCGAGCAUAUUAGGGCUGUUAUGGAUGUACUUCGACGAGAGCAGCUCUAUGCCAAUCUCAAGAAAUGUAAUUUUUACACUAAUGAGCUUGUGUUUCUAGGGUUUGUUAUAAGUGCGCAGGGAAUGAAGGUGGAUGAUCAAAAGGUGAAAGCUAUUCAAGAGUGGCCAACACCAAGGUCUGUGGGUGAUGUUCGAAGCUUCCAUGGCCUUGCGGGUUUCUAUAGGAGAUUCGUGAGGGACUUUAGCACUAUUGCUGCACCCUUGACCGAGUUGAUUAAGAAGAAUGAGAACUUCCAUUGGGGAGAUUCUCAAGAACAAGCCUUUCGCGUUUUAAAGCACAAACUCACACAUGCACCUGUACUUGCUUUACCUGACUUUUCUAAGACAUUUGAGAUUGAUUGUGAUGCUUCAGGUAUUGGAGUUGGAGCUGUGUUGAAUCAAGGAGGAAGACCUAUUGCCUACUUUAGUGAGAAACUCAAUGGGGCUGCACUGAACUACUCAACUUAUGAUAAAGAGUUGUACGCCCUCAUUCGAGCACUACAAGUUUGGCAGCACUACUUAAGGCCUAAGGAAUUCGUGAUACACACUGAUCAUGAGUCCCUUAAAUACCUUAAGGCCCAGCACACCUUGAGCAAAAAGCAUGCAAGGUGGAUCGCAUUCGUGGAGUCCUUUCCGUACGUAAUUAAAUAUAAGGCUGGUAAGUCUAAUGUGGUUGCGGAUGCACUCUCACGAAGGUACUCUCUACUCACUUCCUUAGAUGCUAAGUUGUUAGGGUUUGAACUGAUUAAAGACAUCUAUGCCCAAGAUAGUGAUUUCGGUGAACUUUACCUUUCUUGCAAACACACUGGGCAAGGUAAAUUCUUCAUUUCCGAUGGUUACUUGUUUUAUGCUAAUCGGCUUUGCAUCCCACAUGGAUCCAUCUGCGAACUUUUGGUACGAGAAUCCCAUUCGGGUGGCCUUAUGGGACAUUUUGGGGUUGAUAAGACUCUUGCCAUGCUGCAGGAGCACUUCUAUUAG
Coffea eugenioides is the source of this 3474-nucleotide messenger RNA. RefSeq lists its product as uncharacterized. Lineage: Eukaryota; Viridiplantae; Streptophyta; Magnoliopsida; Gentianales; Rubiaceae. The transcript has a single exon. The record is from RefSeq and is a predicted model, not a curated record. Gene Ontology annotation, molecular function: zinc ion binding; nucleic acid binding. Bases 1 to 3474 code for a protein of 1157 amino acids.